Molecule: messenger RNA, 8418 nt
Organism: Oppia nitens
Lineage: Eukaryota; Metazoa; Arthropoda; Arachnida; Sarcoptiformes; Oppiidae
Product: twitchin-like
Exons: 2
Coding region: 160-8418 (2752 amino acids)
Molecular function (GO): protein binding; DNA binding
Source: RefSeq, a predicted model, not a curated record
CUUGCAUUGUAGUCUGAUUUCAAUAGUACAGAAAAAUUGCAACUAAACACUGUAUCAGUUAAUAAGUGAAUCAUAAUUGAACAAAAGUUAACAGUUAAGUCAACGAAACUAAUCUUAAAGUAAAACGUCUAACAGUUAUCCGUAAAAUUUUGCCGAGUCAUGGCUGAGAAUCAAUACGGAACUAGUGAUCCGAUACAAACUGAUGAACCAGUUUUGGCAAAAUAUCCAUUCGAUACGCCCGACGCUCCCGGAGUUCCUAAAGCUAUUGACACGAGUGACGAUUCGGUUACACUUAAGUGGACUAAACCUCGCAAUGACGGCGGAUCCCCAAUUACUGGGUAUGUCCUCGAAAAGCGGAAGGUUGGCGAUAAAGACUGGACUCGCAGUCACGUCGGCAUUAUAGCUGACCUCACUUACAAAGUUUCAGGACUUGAAAACAAUGAGGAAUAUGAGUUCCGAGUGGCCGCACAAAAUGCCGCCGGUCAGGGGGCUUUCAGUUAUGCCUCCGAUGCCAUUAUUGCUCACCGACCGCCAACAGCACCCAAAAUCGAUGCCGACUUUACAGUGAAAGACAUUAUUUUAAUGGCUGGCGAACAGUUCAGACUUAGAAUACCAUUUAGUGGUUCGCCGACACCGAAGGUUGAAUGGACUGCAAACGGAACCGUUAUUUUGCCGGACGAUAGAGUGACCUCAGAAGUGAACGAGUGUUUCACAAUUUUGCUCAACAGAAAAGCCAAACGCAAAGACGGCGGCAAAUGUGGCGUCAAAUUGACUAACACUGAGGGAAGUGAUUCACCCUUCUGUAAAGUACUGGUCGUUGACGUUCCCGGUGUACCUCAAGGACCGCUUGAAGUGAUUGAUGUGACGCCUGAGACCUGCUCUUUGACGUGGGAACCACCGCUCGAUGACGGGGGCAGUCCUAUCACUAAUUACAUCAUCGAAAAACAGGACCAAACAACUAAACAAUGGAUUAAAGUGAGCGCUUUUGUACGCAAAUGUCAUUACGAAGUGAUUGGUUUGGAACCAAACAAAGUCUAUCACUUCCGAGUAAGUGCUGAGAACCAGUACGGCGUCAGUAAACCACUUGAAACGGAUCGACCCAUUACUGCUAAGUUUCUGCUCAACACUCCCGACGCACCCGGAAAACCAACGAUCACUGAUUCCACCAAAAAUACGGCGAGUCUUAGUUGGGAACGACCGUACAGUGACGGCGGUUUCAAAAUACAGGGCUAUUGUGUGGAAUACAAGGAACCGACUGAUAGUAGAUGGCUUAUUGGCAAUGAAUUUCUUGUCAAGGACACCAACUUUACAAUCUGUGGACUCAUUGAAGGCAAAGAGUAUGAGUUCCGUAUUAAAGCCAAGAACGCCGCCGGUUGGGGUAAACCGAGUCCGCCGUCGGCCACAUUCAGAAUGAAGGGUAAGGGAGCCGAACCAUCGCCGCCGCAGAAUCUUCACGUCAAGAAGGUUGGUAAAACAUAUGUCGACCUCAAGUGGGAACCGCCGAGAAGUGACGGCGGAUCCAAGAUUACUGGUUACGUUGUCGAACGUAAAGAACAUAACAGCAGUUAUUGGAUAAAAGUUAAUGAAUACGGAUGUCUUGAUUGUGAACAUACUGUUCUCAACCUGACCACUGAUAAUGAGUAUGACUUCAGAGUCAGUGCCGUCAACAGCUCCGGUAAGAGUGAGACGUGUCUUAUGAGUACAUCAGUCAAAGAACAGAAGAUCACCGGCAGAGCCAAACCAGAGUUUGUACGCAAACUAUUCAACAAAACACUACUCUUAAGAAAACCGGUGCCCACAAGCAGAUGGUUCCGCAACGGCAGAGAACUUCACACCAGAAGAAUCAGAUCAGUCGAUACUGAAGAAGGAGUUUUUAAAUUAAUAUUUUCCGAAGUCUUGGGUACAGACGAAGGCGACUACACUUGUGAAGCGGUCAACGCUUUGGGCACCGAUAGGUGCAGUGCUUCGGUGACUAUUGCAGCGCCGCCUCAAAUCAUUAAGUGUCCGAAUGAAGUGUAUUUCCCAGAAAAAGACAACUCAAAGAUCAAGAUAUAUCUCUCGGGUUUGUCUCCAUUCGAUGUCUCGCUAUAUAAGGACGGACUCGAAGUCAAAGAAUCGGAUCACUUGCGGUUCACUGUAUUCAACGAAUAUUUGAUUGUAUUUUUCAAAGAUGUCAACAAAUCGGAUGAAACGAAGUAUAAGAUUAUGGUUAAGAACGACUCCGGACAGACUGACGCCAUAGUUCAGGUGUUUGUCAAUGAACUGCUUGGUAAGCCAACCGGUCCUCUGGAUGUCACUGAUAUCAACAAGAGUUCGGCGACUAUUUCGUGGAAACCACCUAAAUAUGACGACGGAUGUAAAACAACACAUUAUAUCAUUGAACGAAAAGAGACGAUACAUAAUCAAUGGGUUGCGGCUACCUCUUUCUGUAAGGACACCACUUUUACGUGUCAGGGAUUGAAUAAGGGCGGAGAGUAUCUCUUCAGAGUUAUGGCCGUCAACGAGAACGGACAAAGCGAACCAUUAGUCGGCAAAAAUCCUAUCGUUGCUAAACCACCCUACGAUAAGCCGUCGGCACCGGGAGUACCAAAUAAAACCGAUAUUAGCGGCGAUUUUGUUAACCUUCAUUGGGAGAAACCACAAUCGGAUGGCGGAUUUAGAAUUCAGAGCUAUAUUGUCGAGAAACGAGAGACAGGAUCGGAAACCUGGCAAAGAGUUAACGUUGCGUACUGUCCUUCAACACAAAUCAAUAUAAUUAAUCUAAUCAAAGACCGACAGUACGAGUUCAAAGUAUUUGCCGUCAACGAUGCCGGCCUCUGUCCUUCCUUACAGAACACCGGAUACAUUAAAAUCAAAAACUUAAGAAUCACUCAUCCAGUGUUUAUUAUUGUACAAAAAAAAAUGAUGGCCGUCGAGAAUAAAAACACAAUAUUUACUUGUACUGUAAUGGGUGUUCCCAAACCAGCAAUUACGUCGUUUAAAGGAGUCGAAGAGUUAUAUGACAGCGGAAAGUAUAGUAUGAUUAAAGACGGGGACACUUAUACAUUAACCAUAUUUGAAGUUUUCGGAAAAGACGCCGAUGAAAAAAAGAUUGAAAUCGGCGAUCACUUUGAAGUCGAAGUUAGGGAAAGGCACGCAAUUCUAACAACACAAGGGGUAUCCAAACUGGACUCCGGCCCCUACAAUACGACCUCUAAGCAUGAGCUGGGUAUUGACUCGAAAGUUAUUAAAAUGCAAAUCAGUGACUGUCCGGAUUUGCCGCGAUUCCCAAUUGUCGAACUGGUAGGCGACGACUUCGUGACCCUCUCAUGGAAGGCACCCCUGUGGGACGGGGGCUCAACCAUCACUAACUAUAUUAAUGAGAAAAGGGAACCAACAAUAGAUAGUUGGGUCCUAUGCGGAACCACCAGGUUUUUGAUGCAUCAGAUAACAGGACUUAACCCCAAUCGCGACUAUGUAUUCCGAGUGUUCGCCGAAAAUAUGUUCGGAAAGAGUGGACCGUCGGAAAAGACACAGAAAAUCACGACCAAACCAUCAGAAAAGGAUAGACGACGUAAAGGUUGUCAAACGGACGACUCGGGUCGUAGAAUACGUGGAAAAGAAGAAAUGAACAAAGAAUCAGUUGCCGUUAAAAAGUCAACUAAAGAGGAGGAAUCCAUUACUGUUAAAAACACUGUCGAAGACAAAACAAAACAAUCGAUUAUUAAAAAAGACGUGAUAGAAGAAAAAAGAAAGGGCUCUAUUGUUAUUGAAGAACCAAAGAAAAAGUUAUCACUGAAGAAAUCUCGCAAAAAAACUCCACAACCGACCGAUACCGGAGCGAAACAGAAGACCACUAAAGAGGUCAAAGAAAAUGAAAUGGAAAUCAAAAAGACAACUAUAAUCGAUGACAAAAGAAAGGAUUCAAUUACUGUUGAAAAACCGAAAAAACGACUUUCAAUUGAGAAAUCACGUGAAAAGACGCCGACAGAUAAUGGAGUCAAACAAUUACAAAAAGAUGAUAUCGGAGAGUAUAGUGUGGCAUCGGAUAAGGGUAUUGAAUGCAGUUGUAAUGUGGAAGUCAAAGAGGUAGAGAAGAAACCGGAGCUACGAUUAACACAAACUGACUAUCAGGUAGACGCUAACCAUCUGUUCAGUAUAGAGAUUACGUACAAAGUUCAAGGAACCCGUACUUCUAAUGUUUUACCGAAACUGAUGCGCAAUGGAGAGCCUGUCAGUACUAAAGAUGUUGAUACUGUUAUAAAAGAAGACAAAAUUAUAAUAACAUUUAAGAAACCGACGCGUGAGAGCUCAGGUCCGUAUGAUUUCAGUUUAGGCAACAGUCAGGGCGAGUCUAAGACACCGCUUAAGUUUAACUUUGUGGACGUGCCGUCACCUCCAGAGGGAUCGUUGGAUGUGACCGAUGUGUUCCGCGAUCGCUGCAAACUGGCGUGGAAUCCAACCAAAGAUACUGGAGGUCUACCUCCAUUGUAUUAUGUCGUCGAACGACAAGAUUUAUCAAUGAGAGGCGGUUGGGUUGAAGUGGGAACCACUCCCGACUGCAAUAUGGAUGUCACAGAUUUGGCGCAUAAGAAAGAGUAUAAAUUCCGUGUCCGUGCCGUCAACAAGAAGUGUGCGUCCGAACCAUUGACUGCACCGAAAACUUAUUUGGCAGAAGAUCCGUACGACGAACCAUCCAAACCUAAAGGCGUGGAGAUUGUCGACUGGGAUAGGGAUCACGUGGACCUCAAAUGGAAAGCACCCGAAAAAGAUGGAGGAGCACCCAUUGAAAAAUAUAUUGUUGAAUCAAAUGAUAAACUCUCAGCCGAUUGGGUCACAGCACUGGAAGUGUCAGGCAAUCAAUUAGAAGGAAAAGUAGUUCCGCCAGCUAUUAAAGAGGGCCAACAAUACCAGUUCCGAGUUCGAGCCAUCAAUAAGGCCGGUCCUUCCGAACCCAGUGAUCCGACUAAAAACUUGAUAGUAAAGGCACGGUUUGUCAAACCUUUUAUUAUUGGUGACGAUCUCAAGAAUUUGGUGGUCAAGAAGGGCGCUAUUAUUAAGUAUGAUAUUCAGUACAGCGGAGAACCGGCACCUGAGGUCAAGUGGGCUAUCAAUUGCGUGGAUAUCAAGCAAUCGAGUCGUAUAUCAAUUGAAAACACACCAAAAAAUACAUUAUUACUGAUAAAACAAGCCGUGAGAGCAGAUUCCGGCAAAUUUACAUUGACUUUGACUAACGGUUCCGGCACUAUAUCCAAAUGUGCUGAUGUAGUAGUUCUCGAUAAGCCUACUCCUCCUGAGGGCCCACUUGUUGUUGAAGUGGUAUUCACCGAGUCGGCUAAACUCAAAUGGAAACAACCAAAAGAUUUGGGCAGAUCUGAACUCAAGGGAUACCAAAUCGAGAAAAUGGAUGUCGACAGCGGUCGGUGGGUACCGGUUGGUGAAGUCGGACCCAAUGCCAACAGUUUUAAAUGUGAAGGUCUAACCAAAGUCAAGAAAUAUAAAUUUAGAGUUAAAGCCAUCAAUAAAGAGGGAGAGUCUGAACCGCUAGAAACAGACGGACCCAUUGUGGCGAAGAAUCCAUUAGAAGAACCAUCGAAACCAGGAAAACCAGAAGUUGUUGACUACGAUAAUACAAAAGUUGACCUCAAAUGGACAGCGCCUGAAAAAGACGGCGGAAGACCUGUUGAGUGUUAUAUCGUUGAAAUAAAAGUCAAGUUUUGCAACGACUGGAAAGAAGUGCUUCGAACACCUUAUGCCAAACCAGAAGUCUCUGUUAAGGGACUCAAAGAGAACUCAUCCGUUCAGUUCAAGGUUAAGGGCGUCAAUAUUGCCGGUCCGGGAGAGCCCAGUGAAGCCACUGAACCACAUGUUGUAAAAGACAGAAACCAAAAGCCAUAUAUUGAUAGAACUAAUCUGAAGAAUACAACCAUCAAAGCGGGUCGUUCUAACAUAUAUGAUGACGACAGAGGUGAACCGCCGACGACUGUUGUCAAGACUUUCAGUAACGACAGCAUCAAACUAUCGGACGAUUUGAACAUUAAGAUCGAGAAUAUUGACUAUCACUCGGAACUGACUGUAUCAAAAGCUACGCGAGAGCAGUCGGGAAAGUAUAAGACUACGGCUACCAAUAGAAACGUUAGCGAUUCGGUUGAAGUCGAACUCACAGUACUGGCCGCUCCUUCUAGACCUGAAGGACCUCUUGAGGUGACUGAUGUACACAAGGAGGGCUGUAAAUUGAAACGGAAACCAUACGAUGACGGAGGAACUCCUAUUGAAUGCUAUGAAGUGAAGAAAAUGGAUGAAGAAACUGGUCGAUGGGUUCCGUGCGGUAAAACUAAGGAUUGUCAGAUGCAAGUGUCAAAUUUGGUUCCCGAAAGAAAAUAUAAGUUGCAGGCCGUCAAAAAAAAAGGCGACUUAGAAGAACUCGAAACGGAUCACUCGACAGUGACUGAGAAUACGUUUGAUGAUCCGCCGAAACCGGAACGAAACGAACCACUUAAUACUUAUGAAAAAAGGAAAUAUAUCGUUAAAAAUACAAAAAUACCUCAAUUAGACGGCUACAACGGUGAUGACAGUGAUAAUCCUACAAUAUUGACACAACCAGAUGAAAACCCGGCCAAACGAAAAAGAGAAGAAGAAAAUCCAAUAGUAGACGAAAACAAAAUUUUGUCUAAAAGACAAAAUUUAUGCAAUGUAUUGGAUAAGGUGCUACAAUCGACAAUACCCGUCGACACAGAUACUAAACCCUCAACAACUAGCGUCGAUGUCAGCAUUCCAAGAAUUGCUAACUCAAGUAAUCAAGUCGUGUCCAAAACAAUAACGAAUAAUAAUCGAUUUUCAAAUCCUCAAAGAAAAAUUCUAAAAGAAUUUUACGAUACCAACGCAUACCCGUCGUCGGUCGAUUAUGAUUACUUAUCCAAACUACUGAAUCGUAGCCGAAAAUCGAUUAGCAGUUGGUUUAGAAGCACCAGAUAUAAAGUCCGCAAUAUUAAUAAAACAGCGGGAAAUAAAAUCCAAUCAGAAGACAACCAUCUGGCAAAUGGUGCUGAACAAGUCAAUUGUCUAAACUCCAGCCAGAAUAGCGAUAAUAAUAUCCACACGCAACCAACUAAUGACACGACACAACAGGGAAGUCAAUUCAUUGAAGUCAAUGGCGAACGACACACAAUUGUAUCAUUGGCCCAAAACCCGGAGAACCACGAGUUUCUCCUAAUCCUAAGACGAGCAAGUGGCGAACACUUUGGCAUUCAUGCUGAAAGGGUUAGACCAACCGUCGAUGCGAUUGAGUCAAUAUUGGUAACUGAAACCAUAGACAUCAGCUCCUCUGCAAUUAAAACCGAUAAAAAUAAUACAUUGACCACCACAUCAGAAACAACUACUAGUAGUCAAUCGGCUAGUAAGUCACUAACUAGUAUUGAUACCAAAUUGGUUCAACCCUCCGAAUCAAUCUCGUCACCAAUUGAAGUAGAAGAUAGUGAAGAAGUGAUUACUAAGAAAGUAGACACAAUUAAAGACACCGGCGUCGCCGGCUUAUCUCCUAAGCAGAUAGAGCAAUUGAAUUGUGAUAUUCAAGUAUCCUGUUUAAGAAAGAAAACUGUACUCAUUGACAAAUUGAGAUGUCUAUGGGGGCAAAUCACAUACAGUGGCGGAGUGUAUACCAAAGUAGAACCAGAGCUGGUAUCUAGCGAAUCCAUGUCACCAACACCGAAAAUUUCAGAUGAAACUAAACACCAACUACCACUAAAAUUCCCAAUGACUGUCCAACAACUCGAUGACAACACUGUACUUUUAUGUUGGAAGAAAAUUUUAUCAAAAUACGAAAAUGACAACCCCGUAUAUAAUGUGGAGAUUAAGGAUUAUACGCAAGGGGUAUGGACCCACAUAGAAUACUGUGAUUUCCAUAUGACUCACGUUUCCAACAUACGAUAUGGUCGACAAUAUCAAUUCCGGAUGACCACAAAAGACAAACACGGGAAACCAUUUCUCGCAUUAAGCCGACUUUAUCAGUUACCGGAAGAGUACAGACGGUUAGCCAAGAAAAUUACCCAUAAUAAUAAAAUAGAAGCAAAAACAUCAUCUUCUUUUGUGACAACAACAAGAGACGCCGCUACACAGUUCUCUAGUUGCAUUAAACCGGGGAAACCUUUCGUUAGGAAAAUUGAUGACAAACACAUCCGACUGGUGUGGGAGAUGCCGGAGUCAAUGGGCGAUUGUGAAUUCAUAAUUCAAAUGAAACAAGAGGAUCAAGACUUCUGGUCACGAGCUAACUUUGAGAUCCAGAAGAAGCCGUAUUUUAAUUAUCCAAUAAUCGAUUCACGGAUAAAAGUUGAAUUUCGCGUAAUUGCCAUUACCGAAGACGGAGAAACAGAACCGAGUGAGUCAACUGGACUCCUUGGUUGUUAUGUUUCCAACAACGAUGGUUGGGUAGAUGUUGAGUAA